CUCCCUCCUCCUCCCACACACACACACACAUGCUCUCUCCCUCUUUCUGUCCGUCUUUCCUUCUAUCAGUCACUCAGUCAGUAAUAAUGGAGCCCAGCAGUCCCAAGAAGAUCCAGUUUGCUGUGCCUCCACUGCAGGGACAUCUGGACCCUCAGGCUGCCGAACAUAUCCGUCGCAGACGACCGACUCCUGCCACUCUGCAGAUCUACAGACAGCCUGGCACAGAUGUUGGAGAUCAACACAACGCCAGCGCAGAGUCACAGGAGUCAGACGCCUCUCAGAGGAAGCAGAGCACCUACGUCGCACCCUCGAUGAAAGAGCUUCAGCUGGGGGUGGAGCAACAUCUAUUGGGCGGGGCUCUGUGUGACACAGACGGCCAGCUGAGCCCAAUCACAGCGCAGCUCUAUGCCACUGCUUCUCUGUGGGCCAAUCACAACGGGCCAGAGGAUGCCAACGGGAACGAGGCCAGUCUGCCGUUAGCCAAUCAGGAGAGAGGAGUGGCAGAGAGCAACAGUUUAGGGGAUUUGUCACAAGACCUUAAAAAGGGAGCGUCCAGUCCUGACUCCGUGUCUCGAUAACCGCCUCUCGUUUUGUCCUCUUCUCUCUCUGCUGUUCAUCUGAUCUCAUUAACACGCUGCGCUGCAUCACACACGUGUGAUGUGUGUGAUGUGUGUGUGUGUGUGUGUGUGUGUGCUGGCUUCCCUCUGCUUCAUUCACUCAUAAAAACACAGAGAUUUUAGUUCCACGUCCUGCAUCAGUGGGGAUUUGCAGGUGAUGGUGUGGUGGUGAGGCUGUGCUUGUGUAGAAAUGGCUGUGAAUAAAAUGAUGCUGGAACAUUUACUGAACGUCUGAGUUCUUUAUCCUCAUGUACAAAGAGUCACAAGGUAAUCAGGUUACACAGUUAUUAGUCACUUUUCUAGUCAGUUAUUUUACAUGUCAAAGAGCAGCAUUGGCAAAUGCUAUAAAGUGUUUAUCUGUGGCCUGUUCCCGCUUCAGUUGUAAUAGCUUCAAUAGUUUAACUCUUCAGGUCUAAAGAACAUGAGGACGAGAGGUUAAAAUAAAAUGUAAAAUCCAGUUGCCUGUAGCUUAACACUUAAAGUAACCAUGACCUUCACAAAACUUUUUAACAAUGUAAAAUGAAGACAAACUCAAAGUUCUACAUGACCACCAGUUUUGUGUGUUAAAUUUGAAAUGUGAAUAGUAUUAAACAUCGAGCUCUCUCGUCUCUGGUGACAAAGACACUGAUUCCUUGUCUUCAUGCAACAGCGAGUGAAAUUACCGUAAUAACCACAUGUUGGCUUUGACUUGCAAUUUCUCAGCUUUCAGAAACUGUUGCGCAAUUACGGUAAUGCACAAACGUGUCGUCUGCGAUACCAUUGCUGUUAAAAUUGUUAACGUCACAAUGAAGUUGAAGAGUUUGUCACCUUUUGGACGACAUACUAUGACAUUUUAGUGACUUUUUGGGCGACAUACUAAACUAUGACAUUUUAGUGACUUUAAGGACAACAUACUAAACUAUGACAUUUUAGUUACUUUUUUGGCCGACAUACUAAACUAUGACAUUUUUGUCACAUUUUGGACGACAUACUAAACUAUGACAUUUUAGUGACAUUUUGGACAACAUACUAAACUACGACAUUUUA
Molecule: messenger RNA, 1643 nt
Organism: Solea solea (common sole)
Lineage: Eukaryota; Metazoa; Chordata; Actinopteri; Pleuronectiformes; Soleidae
Product: protein phosphatase 1 regulatory subunit 1C-like
Exons: 6
Coding region: 30-578 (182 amino acids)
Biological process (GO): intracellular signal transduction
Cellular component (GO): cytoplasm
Molecular function (GO): protein phosphatase inhibitor activity
Source: RefSeq, a predicted model, not a curated record